AACUCAGCAAUCCUUGAUGCCAGCCGACUGUCAGGUGUCGGCUAGUAACCAAAGUGCCAAACUCACCUGCCCUGCUGAUAGUUGGUUUCAGUUCAGUAUAUCAGCGUUAGGACGAGUGAAGGGAGUGAAUCAAAUUUGAAUGGAUUUAAGUUUACGUGGGUCACAAAUUAACUUGGCAUCUCGCCACAAGCCCAAAACAACAUCCACUAAAUACUCUACACCCCAAAGACCUUGUUCAGCCAACGUCUUGCGACAUGACCGGGCAGCAACCCUUCUCAGAAGGCCCAUGUCUGCCGAUGAGAAACUAGCACGAAGUUUAAAGAAUUGUGUCAAGUUUUCAGAGCAAGUUAUGAGUGAAGACCAAUUAUGGAAAAAUAGAAAGUUCGUUUCCGAAUCAUCGUCAAAUAUAUUCAAACUUUUGCUGGAUGAACCUAUCACGCGCUCCUAUUGUCCAAAGGAUUCAGAAAGUUUAUCUGAUAGCAGUCUCGGUCGGAAAAUAUCCGAUAUUGCUUCGAAACAAGAACAAAUAAAGGAAACUGAAACUUCCGAAAGUGAUAGUAAUAUGGAAAAAGGUCAAACUGGAAGUCAGGACCUUGAAAAUAAUCAGAACAAUAGCGGCUGUAAGUUAAGACCACAUCAAAUUGACACGCAAUUCAAUCCCCAAUCUACUUUAAACAAUGGUUCACCCUACUCUACGAAAGGUGUAUUACCCAAGCUCUCAAACAUUCACACUAAAGGCGGUGACUUUUGGCAUGAUUCAAAACCAGAUCUUCCUGGAAGGGUAUCGUUUGGUAAAGCAGAUACUGCUGAACUAAAUCUUACGGAUGAUUUCAUUCCCUCACCAUGUGAUAUUUCAACUAGUACAAAGAAAUGUGUUCACUUUGAAGAAUUGGAAGAAAACUUUGAUGUAAAUGAAUCACAUAACGAAAGUAGCACCAGCACAUGUGAUACUAACGAAACAUAUAGUGUUCACCACGGUACGAAUACAAAUAAAUGCCAUUGUUCUUUCACAUGUAAACCAACGAGCGAUAUUGAAUUUUCCGAUAGCAGUCCCAAUUUAAAUGGCAAGCAGGAAUCAGUAACUUCAGUGCUGGAACCAAAUCUCAUCAUAGAAGAGUAUAAAAAGGAAAUUGAAGACCAAGAGAAGAAAUCCCAUCUUGAACUCAAAAUGAUGGAGAAAAGUUCAGAUUCGAAUUCGAGUCCGGGCUCUUCUACAGAUCGUGUCAUCUCCAACUACCAAAAGCUGGCCAAUCAAAUCUUCGAGGAUAUUCAGUCCGACCUGAUGUUAUCAACAGAAAAGUCAUUGGAUACCGCAGCAAAUGAACCAAACGACACAACCCUGCAUUGGAAAUCCAAAAAUAAUUUCAUUGAGGAUAUACCGGAAGAAAAAUCAGAUAACUCAACGGAUUCCUCCAAGAAUCAGUUCGAAAGUUUGCGAGAUUUCCAAAAGAGCUCCUCCACAGUAAUUAAAAACUAUCUGCGUACAACUGAAAUCAAAUCGGCUCCUUCCAGUCAUCGUAAAGUCAAAGAAAACAAUAUCGGAGCCAAUAAAACUGAAAUCAAAUCCGAAAGGAAUCGUCGAACCAAAUCAGCGAACAACAGCUCCGUAGGAGGACUGAAAAAAAUGACUGGAAUGAAGAAAGUACCAACAUACUCAUGUCUGCGUCAGGACUCGAAUUUAGAUGAAUUUCAAAUUGAAAAAGUCGACAGUUGGAUGUCCCUUCACGAUAGCAACGCUGCAUGCAGGGACUCACCUGAAAUGGAGUGUUCGAAUAGGAGAAAUCCGAAAAUGAAAACGAAAAGCAUUCUCAAGCACAAGGAUAAUGUAGAAUCGCCGAUAAAAUCAUCUGAGGAUAGUUCACCAGAUGACUCCACUUACGAGGAAAUCGUGUCGGUUAUCAAAGAAAUUGAAGAAGAUAAGAAAAAAGAAACGACCGCUUCAAGGACUGAUGAGCAUUUAAGGCUUCAAUCGACAUUUCGUAGUACGGAAUCGGAAUGUAUGGCGACCCCGAAAACGACAGAACGGGAUUAUUCGCCGGACAAAUAUAGGGAUAUCCUGCAGUAUUUGGAUAAUGUUGAAAGUAGCUGCGAUAAGACUAUUCUGGAGACGAGAAGAUCAAUUCCAGAGUCAAGUAGGAGUGAAAUUGAGUUUGCUAUUGAGCCUGAUAUCGCGGAGGAUGUACCAAAAAUUGCUGACUUACUCAUGCUACCCAACCAUCAACUAGCCCGCAGGAUAGUGGCACUUAGUCUUCGAGCGAACGAACUAGCAAAUGCAAUUCAAUUAUCGAAACAGCAUGUGUCCCAUAUCCGUCUUGAACGACAGAAAGCUCUUCGUCAGGAAAAAUUGAAUUCAUCGAAUCGUUCAAAGGAGCAGAAGAAAUACUACGAGAGCAUUGUCGCACGGCAUCAAGGAUUCAUAGAGCAGCUGUUGAAGGACAAAGCAUCCUUGUGUGAAAAGGUUGCAACUCUAACGAGACGAAUCGAGAGCCAAAACCAAGCAUGGGAGCAUAGGUUGGAGACAGAAUUGACUCGUGCUAAGGAAACAGCUAUUGCUGGUGAAAAGAUACGUAGAGAGAAAUGGAUACGGGAUAACACGAAGAAAAUUAAGGAACUUACUGUCAAAGGACUCGAACUAGAAAUCAAUCGUAUGACCUGUGAACAUCAAAAGGAAGUCACUGAGCUCAAGCGAAAACAUCAGCAAGAGCUCUUGGAUGUUGUUGCUGAGGAAAGACAAAAACAUGAACAACUGGAAAAGUCUAUUCGGGACUCGUGUGCCCAGGAUCGUGAAACAAGCAUUUCAAAAGAACGGGAUGCAAUUAGAGAACGAUUUGAGAAGCAACUACGCGAAGAACGGCAGUCAUUUGAUGAGCAAAAAGCGAAACUUUUGGAAGAGUUUGCAGCCGAACGCGAAAGAAUGUGUCUGGAGCUCAAGCAAAAAGACGUGGAUUACGAGAGUAAAAAACAGGACAUACUUAAGGAAAAAGAACUGGCUGUUGAGCAAGUUUACAAUGAGUUUAAAGAGAAAUCUCAGAAACAAGAACAGAAGUACCAAACCAGAAUCAACACUAUUGAGAAGCAAUUCGAAUCGGAUUUUCUGAUAUGGAAAAGGGAAUUCGAAAAUGCUUGUAAGCUUCGUGAGGUGGAAAAUGAGAACGCUGUACGGCAACAUUAUCGAUCCGAAAGGGAUCGACAGAUUGAUGCUAUUGUUGCGAAAAUGGAUACCGAGACGCAAAGGUGUCAGGAAGAAUAUGAAAUGAAAUUGAGUCGUAUCAAAGAAAAACACGAAGCAGAAUUGCAUCAAAUUGAAAUAGCUGAAAAACAACUGAAAGACAAAUACAACGAAGGUCGAAAUAAACUAGCCGAGUCUGAGGCUCGAGUUCAGAAUUAUCAAGCUGAAGUCAAGCAGCUAAAUAUGGAGUUGAGUCAUAGCAAAAAGAUGUGUGAUAAACUCCUGGAAGACAAGGAAGUGAUGAAAGAAAACGCACGACGGGAAGUACAACAAGAGAUUGCAUUAAUUCAAGCAGAACGCGACAGUGAAAUAGAGAAGAUUUAUCAGCGAGUGCAACAGGCAAUCGAGAAAAAAGAUACAGCGAUGGAAUUAUUGCAGAAAGAAAAUACUACCCUACGUGAAAGAUGUAUCAAGCUGGAAGCAAUUAUAAGACAACAAAGAAAAGAUUAUUGCAUCAAAUAAUUUAAAACAAUUCUUUUUAAAUAUUUGAUAAUAAUAAAACUGCCAUAAUAAGGUGCACGGGCAA
Hermetia illucens (black soldier fly) is the source of this 3755-nucleotide messenger RNA. It is a transcript of the gene dila, whose product is annotated as centrosomal protein of 131 kDa. The record is from RefSeq and is a predicted model, not a curated record. Gene Ontology annotation, biological process: intraciliary transport involved in cilium assembly; regulation of centrosome duplication; cilium assembly. The coding region runs from base 140 to 3691 and encodes 1183 amino acids. Lineage: Eukaryota; Metazoa; Arthropoda; Insecta; Diptera; Stratiomyidae. Gene Ontology annotation, cellular component: centriolar satellite. The transcript has 14 exons.